AUGGGGAUAAAUAGUUAUUUUAUGAAAUAUAUUAAGGUGACGUAUAUCACUAGAAGAAGAAGUGAAAUGAAAAAAACGAUAGAAAAUUUAAAGAAUAACAUUUACACAUACAAUACAUAUAGUUGUAAGAAUAUAAUUUAUCAUAUGAAAGAUGUGGAAGGAUCAAAUAUUAAUAAUAAUGAUUAUAGUGUAAAAAUUGAUGAAAACAUUGAACAUUUAUUAAAAUUUAUUAAUCCAUUAAAUAUAUGUAAUAAAAAAGAUAAUGAUGAGAAAAUAACAUCUCUUUAUAAUAUGAAUAAAAAUAAUUUAGAUAUAAAAGAAGAUGAAAAUUUAUUGUCAAAAAAUGAUAUGUACAUUUUAAAAUAUAAAAUUAAUCAUAUUGUUGGAAAAAGAGGAAAAAGAGAACAGUAUAGAUAUACUUAUUUAAAAUCACCAUUUAAAUAUAAAUAUGCAUUAAGACAUUAUGUUUUUGAAAAAUAUAAAUAUCAUUUUUAUUUCUAUAAUAUAACACAUUUUAAUAUACAUAUAAUAUUUAAUAUUAUUUUAUCAUCUAUGACAAGUAACACAUCUGUUAAAUGUAAUAUAAAUUGGUUCUUUCCAGGUAAACAUUUAUUUGAUUCAGAUUUUUUAAGAAAAUGCUUUCACAUACUCAUUGAAAAGAGUCUGAACAACAAGAAGUUGGAAAAUUACAAUGAAAUAAAAAAAAUUAUAGAAUAUAUUCAAGAUGAUGAUAAUAAUAAUCGUGAAAAUAAUCAACAUAUUAACAAUAAAGAUGAGGAUUCUAAAUUGAUUACUUCUCACGAUAUCAACUUAGAUCUUACAAAGUAUAACAUACAAAAUAUACUACCACUUUUUUUUGAAAAUAAGUUAUUCAGUGAAAAUUAUAAAAACUUAUUUUUACACGAAGAAAAAAGUUUUAAAAAUAUUAAAUCAAAAAUGAGAAAAAAAAAUCUACAUUGGUUUAUAAAUAAAAAUACAAAUAUAUAA
Messenger RNA from Plasmodium adleri (nom. inval.), 987 nucleotides. RefSeq names its product conserved Plasmodium protein, unknown function. Lineage: Eukaryota; Apicomplexa; Aconoidasida; Haemosporida; Plasmodiidae. The record is from RefSeq and is a predicted model, not a curated record. The transcript has a single exon. Bases 1 to 987 code for a protein of 328 amino acids.